UCCCGGGAGCGCAUUCAAGAUGGCGGGUCAUUUCUCAGAAUUUGGGCUACUGCCAGAGAUUUGCCAGGCAGUGGAAGACAUGGAUUGGUUUCUACCAACUGAUGUACAGGCUGAGGCUAUCCCGCUUAUCUUGGGAGGUGGAGAUGUUCUCAUGGCAGCAGAGACUGGAAGUGGAAAAACAGGAGCAUUUUGUCUUCCUGUCAUUCAAAUAGUCCACGAGACCGUUAGAGAUGCCAUGGCAGGCAAAGCUCCUAAAUCCCUACCAAAAACAGCUGGUGGUGGGUCUCAAGUGUUCAAAAUGAACCCAUAUGAUAGAGAUGRAAACUUUGCCAUUAAUGAAGAUGGAUUAUUAUGUCAAAGCCGUGAGCUAUACAAAUGGCAGGGAUGCCGAUCAACUCUUGGUGUCAGAAAGGGAAAGUUCUAUUACGAAGCAACUGUUACUGAUGAAGGCUUGUGCCGUGUGGGAUGGUCAACAGCUGAAGCAACCCUUGAUCUAGGAACUGAUGAUGCAAGCUUUGGCUUUGGUGGUACUGGUAAAAAGUCGUGUGCAAGACAGUUUGACACUUAUGGAGAGGCGUUUGGUAUUAAUGAUGUCAUUGGAUGUUACAUCGAUCUGGACUUUGGAAGUAUUAAGUUCUCCAAAAAUGGGAUUGACUUUGGCGAGGCCUUUGCCAUCCCCAAAAAAUUUAAUGGAAAGCCAUUCUUUGCUGCUGUAGUACUGAAGAAUGCAGAGAUGAAGUUCAACUUUGGUGAUUCUAACUUUUCAUUUCCUCCAAAGGGUGGUUUUAUAGCGUUAUCCAAAGCACCAAACGAUGCAGCAGCCACUAAUAAUAUCUUAAAUGUAGGAGACCCAUCAGCAAAUAAAGUUAUUCCAGAAACAGCUUCCUGACCCAAAGAUUAAGUCAGUGUUGUUGGUUGGUGGUGAGAAUACUAAAGAUCAGAUAAGAGCUAUUAAUGAAGGGGUUGAUAUAGUGACGGGAACCCCUGGUAAGCUGAGUGACUUCAUAUCAACAGACAAGAUAAGUUUACACCAGGUCAGCUUUUUCAUUCUUGAUGAAGCGGAUGGUCUGCUUGCACAAGGAAACAACGACCUCAUAAUGAAAAUAUAUAACAAGAUCCCCAAGACAAGCCCAACAGGGAAACGAUUACAGAUUAUUACAUGUUCUGCAACUCUUCACUCCUUUGACGUGAAAAAAUUAGCCGAUCGUAUUAUGCACUUCCCCACAUGGGUGGAUCUCAAGGGACAAGACAGUGUACCUGAAACGGUACAUCACGUGGUUUGUCAUCUGGAUCCACGAACUGACACGUCAUGGAUGAACCUGAAGAAUGCUGUUCAAACUGAUGACAUACACUAUCGUGACAAGAUCAAGCCCGGCAGCCAAACACCAGAAACGCUCUCAGAAGCAGUCAAGAUCUUGAAGGCGGAAUACCUUAAGAAAGCCAUUGAUGUGCACCAAAUGGACACUGCGAUCAUCUUCUGUCGCACAAAGAUCGAUUGUGAUAACAUAGAACAGUAUUUACUGCAGCAUGGUGGAGGGCCAAAGUCUAUGAUAAAUAAGUACUCUUGUGUAGUUCUUCAUGGAGAUCGGUCACCGCAAGAAAGAAAGACAAAUCUGCAGCUGUUUAAGGAUAAUGAGGCUCAGUUUUUGAUUUGCACUGAUGUGGCUGCUAGGGGAAUAGACAUCAAGGGAGUGCCUUAUGUUGUCAAUGUAACCUUCCCUGAUGAUAAACAGAACUAUGUUCACAGAAUUGGUCGAGUAGGAAGAGCAGAAAGAAUGGGGCUUGCUAUUUCUCUUAUAUCUGAUGUCAAAGAAAAGGUGUGGUAUCACUCGUGUCCAAGCAGAGGGAAAAACUGUAACAACACACGGUUAAAAGAGCAGGGGGGAUGUGCAAUCUGGUAUGACGAAGUUCAGUAUCUUGCAGACGUAGAAGAUCACCUGGGUGAAACUAUCCCUGUGGUCUCUUCAGACUUGAGGGUGGAAAGUAACGAGUUUGACGGCAAGGUCGUGUAUGGAGAAAAAAGAGGCAAAGGCAUGGCUUUUGAAACCCACGCAUCCGAAUUGGCACCAUCAGUGAGAGACUUGGCUAGUCUUGAACAGAAAGCCCAAUCAUCAUUUUUGGAUUUAAAGCAUCGUAAAUGGAUGAUAAAUGCAUACUAAGAUGGGCUAGUAUUGGGAGAAUGAAUUACACGAUGGUGAAACUGCUACAGUCGUGGCGUGAGACCAAUGGAUAUUGGUGGAAUCAGAUCUUGGAAAACACAAUGUGCGCUUGCCUGCUGGGAAAAGACGAACAUUAAGUACUUGAAAUAGCAGAUAUCAGAGUUACAUUAUAUUGCCUUCAAACAAUUGUUACAUUUGGGACAUUUUCUAUGUAUUUAUUGUAUCGACCCAAAUGCCUAGACUUGAAACAAUUUAUUGUCUGAAGGCAAUAGAGUGUAACCCUAAUAUCUGCUAUUUAGAUAAAU
This is a messenger RNA of Actinia tenebrosa (Australian red waratah sea anemone), 2464 nucleotides long. RefSeq names its product ATP-dependent RNA helicase DDX1. NCBI's taxonomy places the organism in Eukaryota, Metazoa, Cnidaria, Anthozoa, Actiniaria, Actiniidae. Gene Ontology annotation, molecular function: ATP binding; RNA helicase activity; protein binding. The record is from RefSeq and is a predicted model, not a curated record.